AAGGAAGUGCGCGUGGAGUGGGCAGGAAGAGAACCUCCCACGUCCUCACGGGGAGCGAGAGAGAGAGAGCGAGAGAGAGCGAGACAGUCAGAGAGAGAAGCUGCUCGCAUCCGGCCGACAUGACAUCUCCAUGAACCAAAAUGCUGUAAGACGCGUGUGUUCGGGCGUCGCUUGUCUUCUGGUCCGUCUGACUCAAGGACACGCCUGAAGCGGAGCCGCACUUCACGGUCCAGGUGUCACACUCUCUGAAGCCUGAGGGGGCAGCAUGCCGGAGCAGAGCAACGACUAUCGCGUGGUGGUGUUCGGGGCCGGGGGAGUGGGGAAGAGCUCCCUGGUCCUGCGCUUCGUGAAGGGGACGUUCAGGGACACCUACAUCCCCACGGUGGAGGACACCUACCGCCAGGUGAUCAGCUGCGACAAGAGCGUGUGCACGCUCCAGAUCACCGACACCACAGGGAGCCACCAGUUCCCCGCCAUGCAGCGCCUUUCCAUCUCCAAGGGCCACGCCUUCAUCCUGGUCUACUCCAUCACCAGCAAGCAGUCGCUGGAGGAGCUGAAGCCCAUUUAUCAACAGGUUCUGGCCAUAAAGGGCAACGUGGAGUCCAUUCCCAUCAUGCUGGUGGGGAACAAAAGCGACGAGACCCUGCGGGAAGUGGAGACCAAGGACGGCGAGGCCCAGGCCAACCAGUGGAAGUGCGCCUUCAUGGAGACGUCGGCCAAGACCAACCACAACGUGACCGAGCUCUUCCAGGAGCUCCUCAACCUGGACAAGAAGAGGAACAUGAGCCUCAACAUCGACGGUAAGCGCUCGGGGAAGCAGUCCCGCGCCGAGAGACUGAAGGGGAAGUGCAGCGUCAUGUGAAGUCCUCCAGGAGGAGGCCGGCGGAGGAAGAGGAGGAUGAGGAAGGACUCAUGGUCAUGUUUGGGAAGCACUGGGAAACUCAUCAUCUUCAUCCUCCUCAGCUUCAGUGCUGCUGUGUUCAUGAAAUAGUAUGAAUCAGACGGAGUUGCAGCAGCUCGUGGUGGAGACUUCUCUUCGCAGCCUUCCAGACUACUGAAGGUGAAGGUUGAAAGAUUACCCCCACCUUCUUCCACAUCCACCCAGCAUCUUCCCGGCCAUCUCCAUAUCAAACAUAGAGAAUGAUCCAUCUGUAGAAACUCAGUUUAGUCUCGUGGUCUGCUCAGGACGAGAAGGUCUGGGACUGCUAGCACACACAGGUGGUGAAGAAACGGAGAUGCAUCGCUCUGUACAGGACCAUGGAUUAUCUCAGUACCACGGGAUGAAGCUCCUGAGAGGAUCACAGCGAGGGGGGCCUCAUCUCCAUCGUGACAGCGCCUCCUGUGGUCCUGCACUGUUACUACGCAACAAUCCUUUUAAAAUCUGGUGAACAUCUGCAGAAGCUGGUUCGGGGCUCCGCAUCUUCUCUGAUGCUUGAGAUGGAGCCGGAAGAUGAGGACGAAUGUCAGUGUCGCUCCUAUUUCCACCAGAGGUUCUAACCGUUUUGAAACAAAAAGCACACAGUGAAGAGAGAUGGAUGUAAAAUCUAACCCUGCAGAUUAUGUCAUGUAACCGACAUCACUUCAUUUUUAGCUUUUUUCAGGUCACGCUAGUUUGGAAGCAGAUGUUUACGCGGACAGCAAUGACAACUACAGUAGCAGUUAAAUAAAGGUUUGGGCUUUUUUUUUCAAAUUGUUGUUGAACCGGAAAAUACAAUUGCGAACAUCUGGGCUUAGAUUUUCCCAUAUGUCAGCAUAAACACAUGCCUUUCAGUCCCUUUUUUCUGAUUUUAGAAUAGUUCUUUUUUUGUCAAUUUUUAUAAACUAUUUCUACAUCUUUCUUGUUUAUUCAAAUAUAUUUUGCAUCAGAAAAAAUUAAUAUUUAUCCCCAUAAAAACACAUUUGACAGACUUUAUUCUUGAAUUCCAACACAUCGGAAGUGAACUUAUAAUUCAGGUUUUUCCUUUGCCCUCAAAUGAACACGAACAGAAACACAGAGGCAUUCCUCAUCCAGAGUGGAGUCCCAUCUUAAUCCUCACCAACACUAUAGAAAUGUUUCAGCACUAAGGUCCGAAAAGUCUGGAUCAUUGCUGUCCAUGUAAGUGUCGCCUCUGAUACACACACACACACACUCAUUCUCACGGAUCACACAAGGCUCUUGCCUUCACAUUGCACUUUAUAUUACAAUCACACGACGGAAGCUACUUUUUCUCCUCCAACCCAGCACUCUCUAACACAGGUCUGACAAAAGCACAAAUUUCUUUUUACCAAAAUAUAUUCCGGAUUAUUUUUUUGCAUAUGUUUAUAAGAAUAUAGCUCUAUAUACAUGUUUCUUGGUCUCUCCGAACAGUCACCUCUCGUGUUUUUGUUUGUCGGCCGUGCGGCACAAUGUGUGGUUCUGCUGAACACCAGGGUCACGCCGCCAUCCCCUUGCUUUCACCACCAGUCUGUACAUUUCUCCUCCUUCAAUUGGUGACUCAGCUGCAGGGUUCCCCUGUACUGUUUAAGACACAUAUUUAACCCUUUAACUGUGUGUCUUUACUUUAAAAAAAAAGCACAGUUCUUGUUAGUCUCUACAUGUGUGCAGCAGAAUCAACAACUGGGCACUUUAGGGUGACAUUUUACUUGAACACUUGCUUAUUAAUCUGCAUGUAAAACGUCCAUUUUUCUUUCCGCUCUUCACGUCCGCUUGUACGUAAUGUAAAUACGGUAGUCGACAGAACUUCAAGUAAGAUGUUACCCAUGUAAAGACAAUUCUCUUGUGACAGUCAGAGGUUUGAUGUUGCUAUGUACUGUGAUAUACAGCUACUUACUGAUCAUAUACUGUAUUUGACACAUCCACUUCUAUCAGAUAUUAGCAGAAAUGUGAAUACUGUACGUAUCAAUAGGGGUUUUUUUUUCCAAGGCCAAGUUUGUUAAACAGUGUGCUGUGUGGUUGUUGGACUGAACCCUUUACCUGUUCCAUGGCAGGGAUGCUCAUGUUUGGUUCAUCAUGAUCAUAGUGUCACUCACUGUGUUCCGGUGCUCAGCUUGUCCUGGGUCGAACCCACCGUCAGAGAAAACUGAACACAAACGUCAGGGUGGGGGCGGGGCAAGAGGUGCAAACGUUUGGAUUACGUUUCAUGCCAAACUUCUGCCACACGAUUGUGAGCGAGGCUUGGUCAACAACUGCACAUCUGAUCGUAAAGUAAACCAUACUCAAAUCGGGGCACCUGAUACGGAUGUUGUCGAAGCUCAUAGCGCCCUGGUCUACGGAACCAGUCACCUCCUGCUGUUCCUUUAAGUGAAGUAAACUUUUCUGCUGGCUGCUGAGUUUGCGAGGAGUUCAUGAAGGAGGUGCCUUCUGGGAGAUUUCAUUUGGAAGAUACUUUAUCAUCAAGUUAAAGUUGCGUACAUAACUGACCCCCUUUUUUUUCAGGAGAAAGAGGAGUGCCUUGGUAUGGACACUUGAGGCACAACAAUCUGAAUAAUACUAAUAUUUAUUAUCGUUGGCAGAUGAUAAAUGCCAGCCAAAUCUUUUUAAGUGAAGUUAGGGUUUGAGGGUAAAAAUCAUAAACUCCUGUAUAUUAAAUAAAGCUUUGGAAGUUUUUGUUGUUUAAAUAAGGUUUUAGUCAAAAGGAAAACAAUCUGAACUGCUAAAUUUUUUGUUGUAAUAAAGUUCUGGGCAGGGAUUUAAAAAAAAAACUGAGAAAUGUUUUAGCUGUUUAAAUAAAGUUUUAGACAAAGAGAAAGAAGUAUCAGCUGCCUAAUGUUUUCAGGAUUUAAAUUAAGUUUUGGACAAAGAGGAAAUAAAUUAAAAGACCUGCUGAACAUUUCCUUGUUUAACUAAAAUUUUAGACAAUGAUAAUGUUUUUGGCAUUUAAAUAAAGCUUUGGACGAA
This is a messenger RNA of Synchiropus splendidus (mandarinfish), 3877 nucleotides long. RefSeq names its product DIRAS family, GTP-binding RAS-like 1b (gene diras1b). Gene Ontology annotation, cellular component: plasma membrane. Gene Ontology annotation, biological process: signal transduction. The coding region runs from base 266 to 862 and encodes 198 amino acids. The record is from RefSeq and is a predicted model, not a curated record. The transcript is spliced from 3 exons. Lineage: Eukaryota; Metazoa; Chordata; Actinopteri; Syngnathiformes; Callionymidae. Gene Ontology annotation, molecular function: GTP binding; GTPase activity; GDP binding.